AUGAUAGGUUCUACUCGUCCUUCGUCAAAGCCAUUUACCCUUGAUGGCCAGUGCAUUGGCAGGAUUCCUCCUUAUGUGCUGCAACAACUUCAUCAUCACAAGAAUGUAUUCCAAUUGGAAAUGGAUGACUCAGAAAAUAUUACAAGAAUUACACUUCAUGAUAGACUAAAAUCAUUCGAUGAACGCACAAAAGCAGUAGACGAAGUAAUGAAGGACUGGAGAGACAAUCAUGUCUUUCCAGUCUUGGAAGGAUGGAGGAAUGAGAUGUACAAGGUUUCACAAACAUACAUAUCAGGACCGUUAUUUAACAUGGAGCGAAGUGCAACUUCUUUGCUAGGUAUAAGACAAUAUGGAAUCCAUGUGAAUGGAUUCUAUAUUGAUUGCAAGAAUGAUGAUGUUUUAAUGUGGGUUGGUAAAAGGAGUAAGACGAAAGCAACCUUUCCUGGAAAAUUAGAUAACCUGGCUGCUGGAGGUAUCUCCGUGGGGUACAACAUUGCUGAUACCUUGAUUAAAGAAUGCGCUGAAGAAGCGUCCCUCCCUGAAGAACUUGCUAGAAGAGCAAUCUCAACUGGAGCGCUAACCUAUUGCUACGAGGAUGAGAGAGGCUAUUUUCCAGAAACUCAGUUUGUGUAUGACCUUGAGUUACCUCCUGACUUUACUCCGGUAAAUUCGGACGGAGAAGUAGAAGAGUUCUAUCUCAUGAAGCUAGAGGAGGUUGUGCAACGUAUUUCAGAUGAUGAAUUCAAGCCUAAUAGUGCACUGUCAGUAAUAGAUUUCUUAAUUAGAAGGGGAUAUCUCAAGCCCGACGACCAAAAUUAUCUGCAUAUCCUGUCUGUGCUGCAUCGAGAUCUGGACUGA
This is a messenger RNA of Trichoplax adhaerens, 858 nucleotides long. RefSeq lists its product as uncharacterized. NCBI's taxonomy places the organism in Eukaryota, Metazoa, Placozoa, Uniplacotomia, Trichoplacea, Trichoplacidae. The record is from RefSeq and is a predicted model, not a curated record. The coding region runs from base 1 to 858 and encodes 285 amino acids. The transcript is spliced from 6 exons. Gene Ontology annotation, molecular function: 8-oxo-dGDP phosphatase activity.